This is a messenger RNA of Amphibalanus amphitrite, 4903 nucleotides long. It is a transcript of the gene Hsl, whose product is annotated as hormone-sensitive lipase-like. Gene Ontology annotation, cellular component: cytosol. Gene Ontology annotation, molecular function: sterol ester esterase activity; triacylglycerol lipase activity. NCBI's taxonomy places the organism in Eukaryota, Metazoa, Arthropoda, Thecostraca, Balanomorpha, Balanidae. The record is from RefSeq and is a predicted model, not a curated record. The coding region runs from base 132 to 2246 and encodes 704 amino acids. Gene Ontology annotation, biological process: cholesterol metabolic process; triglyceride catabolic process. The transcript is spliced from 2 exons.
AGACGUAAAUAUGCUGCGAAGAACGGCGCAUUUCGUGAACGACAGUGGUGUCGGUGGGAGUCAACAAGUAUCGUUGCUUGAAAAGCGACAUUUUGUUCGGAUUUGAGAAGCUGUCCUGUGUUGCUCAGUGCAUGGCCUAUCGGUUCCGUGUGCUGGCCAAACUCGCAGCUCAGCCUCGAGGCGUCUUCACCGCGCUAAGGAUGGCCAGUACGGACUCUGUCGGUUCGCCGGGCCUUGGCUCUGCCCCGGCUGCCGCCCCGGCCCCGGCCGCCGCCCCAGCCCCAGGCUUGUCUCCGUCCAAGGACGACAACCGUCAGCAGUCGCUGGCGUCGCUGGCGCGCGCGUGCUCGGCGCUGUUCCGGGACGAUGUGAGCGAGCACGGCCAGCGGCUGGCCAUCGGGCUGGCCUCGCUGGCCGACCACUACGAGGCCACGGCGGCCAAGGCGGACCAGGUGCGCGCCGUCUGCCGCCAGUUCGACUUCUCCGAGGCGGUGCCCGGCAACGGGUACCGCUCGUUUGUCGACAUGUUCGACAAAAUGGUGAACGCCAGCCACGAGACGUGUCUGAAAAUCCGGAACGGGAACGGCCGCCGCCAGCUGAGCCGCAAGGAGUGCGCCAAGGACGUGGAGGCCUGGUGUCAGUGGAUGGUCUCCAUCGGCACCAUGAUGGAGCACCUGAACACGCUGAUCGGCUGGAGCGAGCCCGGAUCGCUGUUCCCCGACGCCAAGCACUCGCCGAUCGAGCUGCUCAAAAAGGCCGAGGAGAUCAACCAGUACUGCUUCUACGGAAGGAUGAUGGGCUCCCAGUACUGCCCCUCAAUGCAGGCGGUGCUGAUGCGGAUAGCGUGCUUCAUGUGCAUGUACAGCCACUACUUCUACAACACGGGCAGCACGUUCCGUCGCUGGGCCACCGCCUCCGUGUUCUUCCGGCGCAUCCUCAGCGACCCCGAGUACCGCGCCAAGCGCAUCGUCAACAUCUCCCGCUACGCCGACAUCGACUUCUGCAAGGGCUUCUGGUCGCAGCAGGAGAGCGAGUUCCUGCAGAUGUACCCGGAGGUGGCGUGUCCGGCCGCCGCAGUCAACAUCACCGUGGGCCUGCCGCCCGAGCCGCUGCAGGUGCCGCGUGCAGACGGAACGGGCACGGUGGACAUCGCGCCGCCGACGGUGCACAUCGGUCCCGACUCGAUCCACUGCCGGCUGCUUUCCACCCGCCGCAGGGAGGGUAUGCUCGGCGGUCGCGCCUCCAAGCCGGCCAAACUGCCGCCCAGCCCCUGUCUGAUCGUGCACUGUCACGGUGGCGGCUUCGUGGCGCAGUCCUCCAAGUCGCACGAGGUCUACCUCCGCGAGUGGGCGCGCGACCUGGACGUGCCGUUCUUCUCGAUCGACUACUCGCUGGCUCCGGACGCGCCGUUCCCCCGUGCGGCGGACGAGGCGUUCUACGCGUACUGUUGGGCCGUGAAGAACUGCCGCCUGCUGGGCUCCACCGGUGAGCGGAUUAUCGUGGCCGGCGACUCGGCGGGAGGGAACCUGGUCACCACAGUCACCAUGCAGGCCAUCCAGCGCGGCGUGCGCGUGCCCGACGGACAGUUCCUGGUCUACACGCCGUUCAACACCUCCUUCACGCCGUCGGCCGCCCGGCUGCUCUGCGUCAUGGACCCGGUGCUGCCACUCGGCUUCCUGAUGCGCUGUCUGCACGCGUACGCCGGCCACGCGCGCGGCGGCGCCGUGCACGCCCCCCGGCCGGAGGACUACGCCGUCCCGGAGUCGGAGGGUGGGGACUCGGCCGAGCCGAACGGCGAGGGCGAGAAACCGGAGGCGGCGGCGGCGGCGGCGCGGGCUACGGAGGACGACUCACCAGAGGUGCCCUACACGCUGAACCCCAAGCGACGCAAGCUGGGCCACACGCUGGCCAGCCACGACCUGGACACGCUGGUGGCCAACUCGCUGACGGACGAGUUCCGCUACUUCGAGGUGGACCCCGACCCGCGCCUGAGCCCCUUCUUCGAGCGGGACGAGGUGAUGUCGCGCUGCCCGCCCACGCACAUCCUGACGUGCCACCUGGACCCGUGUCUGGACGACUGUGUGAUGAUGGCGCGCCGCUGGCGGGCGCUGAACGUGCCGGUCGGCCUGACCGUGCUGGACGGCGUCUGCCAUGGCUUCCUCAACUUCGCGCGCUUCUCGCCGGAGGCGCAGGAGGGCUCGCGCCGCUGCGUGGAGCUGCUCCGCCAGCUACUGAUGGAGAAAUAGGCGGCCGGUGGGGCGGCUGUACGACCUCCGCCGGCUGCCAGCGGCCGUUAAAGUAAGUCAGCGGCGGGCUGAGGGAGACCCGGGGCCCGUAUCGCUGAUACGUAGCACAAUGUGGUGUCAUUGCGCUGACUCGUGUGAAGGUCCACAGAUUUGUGUUUGUGUGUCAUAGUCAGUUCCUCUUGUUGGACGUGAUGUAGUUAAAACGCUGGUAGCGAUAAAAUGGUCGGUUAGGGAACAACUUUUGCUUUUGUUUCAAUCCCCCCUUCAUGAUGCAAUGACAAAUUGACAAGCCGUCCUUCCCUUCAUUUUCGCGUAUUUUCCAGUACAGAUAUGGAUAAUUCAGGAUUGCGGCCAGAUAUUUAUAUCACCUUUUACAUAACGCGUCGUAUGAACAAAGUUUUAUCCAGCUUGUCACAACAUUUCAAAUAUGCCUAAGUAUGUUGCUGGAGCUUGGACCACAGCCCCAUGGACAGGGAAUUUAUGCAUGUUGCUUGUGGUAAUUAAGUGUGAUCACAAUGGCCAUUUUGGAGAUGAUGCCCUUUUAGGAACUGUAGUAUGGUUUAAAUUAGGUAGCGUUGAUUGAUUCUCAUGCCUUACUGUUUCUACAUUGAAUGCAGUCAAUAUGGGUAAGCUUAGCCACGUUUGGGCCGCGUUGCUGACGCAGUGUGUUGCGCUCGUGUGCAAUAGAUUUGCUCUUGUUAUGGGUGUUAAGAAGUGAAAGGGACAGAGAUGAACCUCUGUUACGCCAAAUGGCAUGGGCUUUCUCGGCUGAAAAAUAAAAUAAAAUAAAUAAACGGCGGUCGAUAGUUGCCCCACAUGCUCAUAGAGAGCUCACUAUUUUCGUUCAAGACCAAUGUCAAAUCACUUGUGAUGAUGGAUCACAUGAAAAUUUGGGGCAGAAUAUUGGAAUGAUCAUAGUAUAGUUAGAUAGACAUAUUGCGUACCGAAUAUAAAAGUUAUUGUUUUUGUUAUUGCUGCUGUUUUAACUGGUAGAGCCGCGACCAAGUUGCUUGUGCGAAUCGUGAAGUUUGCAUCAUAUUCACGACCAUACUCAACAUUAGGAUUUGGAGAGCACUCGUUUUGUCUAUCAUUGUUGACCGACCUCCGUAUCUUAUUACAAGAGAUACCCAUUGAAUCGGUCCCAACUGGUUGCAAGCUUUCAGGCGUUGCCACUAAGCUUUUAGUCUUAUUUUGCGUAGCCUGCUUCGAGACGCGUAUAUGUGCCUAUGUAAACUUCUGUUGUAUGCUAUUUAGUUUGUGAAAUCCCCAUGCAUAUCUGUAAAUUAGGAAAAGUUGCGUCCUUUUUAGGUGUGUCUGCAAGGAACCAAUGCUUCCCCGCAGUCCUGAGUGGUUUUGGAGCCGUGCUCUCCGUGUGUUUUGGGAUCCUGUGAUGUAAUAUUGUAGUGCUUGUCUAUAUUUAUUUCACAGUUUUGUGUUUUUCACAAAAUGUCAACUUACUUCUUAAUUAUACACUCGGAUAUACCGGUAUCAGCUACUUAAUUUUCAUACACCUUUCAGUCACCUAAGAAACAAAAUAGUGUGUUACACCGUGUUGGCUUGCGACUGUUGUUCAGUCGUAUCGGCACAUUAUCCGAUGGACAGCUCUUUACCGCAAUGAAUCGCCCGUGAACCGCUCAUGGCUGCGUAAGGAAAUGCGUUAGAUGUGCGCGCGUACGGUGUUCCUACGAUAUUCUACGUGUCAACUCGAUGUUCAAAUGGGCGCUUAAAUUUCUGGAUAGCCUGUGCCCUCGAUAUGAUCCCUGUACUUUGUCCUAUGUUCCGUUCGUGUCAAGUGUUCAGGCCUGUUAUGAGGCCCACGUAUCUGCCUCGCUAGCUAUGCUCUCGUCGUCUUCCUGUUGCCCGUGGUUCCUACCAUAUCUGGUCUAUGUAUUAUGUAGGAUCCACGUAUCGUUCGCGUCAUAUCUAUGGUGCCACACCGGUCGCUGAUGGUCUCCGGCAGUGUGAUUGUGGCCGGUUGUUCGACCCACUCCUGUCCCCCCGUGCUCCCCCGCUGUUACGCUUCCCAUGUGCCACGCUCAGUGUCGUGUCGCCGUGUGAUUCGGUGGUGCGCUGUUCACUGUUGCGCCGUCGAGCUCUCGUCUUCCCCACUGGUGUAUCGUUGAGCCGGACAGUUGUCUCGUUUCCCUCGCUGCUGUAUCAGGGACCGACUAGGGCGCUGGUUAGGCACCAACCAUUGUUAACGGUGGCGGUCACUGCGUGGACUGCCCACCGCGUAACGCUGUUAUUCGUGCUUGUUGGAUGUGCCGCUGAGGCCGGCUCACGGGACCGGCAGUCUCUUGGACUGGUCUCUAUGGGUCAGUGAGCGGUCAGGCCGUCUGGCCGUCCGGUCAGGCCGUCUGGCCGUCCGGUCAGGCCGUCUGGCUGUCUUUGUGUGGACGUGUAUGUGUGUUUGCUUCAGAGACGCUACCAAAGAGCCCGCGCCGGUCGCCGUCUGGACAGUGUGCGUAUGUCUGUGCGUUUGUCAGUACGAGCUUGCGCGCUUCGGUCUGCGGAUGUCGCCGUCUUUAUCGAGUGGACCGCUGCCCGCUCCGCUCCCUCGUGAGGGAGGUUAUUUGUUGACGCUGCCAAAGUCUAAAUAUUGUCUGCCCAGAUGAAUGUCUAUGCCAUCAGUUAUCAAUACAGGGCAGAAUGUUCAA